AUGGAAGGGAAUGCCUUUAAUUUAGAUCAAGAAAAUUCCAAGAUCGCUGGUGCUGCAGCUGCUUUGUUUAGCGAUUCUAUUGAACAGAGUCCAUUCGACAGUCUUGCUAGCGAACAGACAACGACUGAUUAUUCGUCACAUUACGAUUAUAAUAAUGGUUCAAAUGCGUUGCAGGAAAAUACUGACGGUACAGUAACUAACUCAAUGGUCACUCAACAGUAUGGUGGUUUUGAAUAUAAUCAUUAUCAUGAAGGACAGUACGUUAACGGCACUACCGAGAGUGUAACUUCUCCUCAAGCAAAUACUAUUACUCAGAACCAACAUGACUAUACAGGAUAUGGUUAUGAUGAUGCUUCGUAUACCAAUGGUCAAGAUAAUUCGCAAUUUUACUAUUCACAACAGCAAUAUUAUGAUCCUAGUCAACAACAGUACGAUCCUUAUUAUUAUCAAACCUACAAUCCAAACCAAACAUUUGACCCGAAUCAAGCUUAUAAUCUUAAUCAACCAUACGAUCCUAGUCAAACGUAUUAUCCUAAUCAAACGUUCGAUCAAAAUCAUUAUGAUCCUUCUUUAUAUAGUCAAGAUCCUUCGACGUAUUAUCAAUAUACUCAACAAUUGACAGAAAUUAAUAAUUCAAAUGAAAUCAAUUUUCAAAAUCUUACAAUUGAUCCAAAUUCGAAUAAAGAACUUUCAAAUUCAAAACAAAAGGAAGGAGGUGAGGAUAUGGUUAAUAGCAAUGGUAUCCCAAAUAAUACGGAUAGUGUGGGUGAAGUAGGUACAACGUAUGAUGGAUCCAAACAGAACAUUUAUGACGCGUUAAAAUCUGAUGCAGUACCUUCAAAUCUUUUUGUUGAUACUUUUAAGAGUGAUAAUGAAAAUCGCGAAAUUUCAUCAGAUAACAAAGAAAAUGAAGAAAAUAAGGAAACGGUCGAGCAUUCUCCAACUAUAAAUCAAGACAUUGAUCCUAAUUUCAAAAUUCAAGAACAUCUAACUAUAUCAUCAUCGAGCGAUUUGACGUCACCAAUCAAUGAUAAUGUUGCCGCAGUUACUUUGGUCGAAACAAUAGAGACAAAUAAAGAGAGCUCACAAUACACAGUUACUUCUUCAAAAAAGGAAAAUGCUUCACGUAUUAAUUCUCCUGCUGAAAAUGAUAAUGAUUUAAAUGGGUUGGAAAAUGAGGACCAAGAAGUAAAUAUUACUUACGGAGAUGAUCGUGAUAUAUUUGAAUAUCAGCCUCAAGAGUUGGAGAGUCAUCCGAAAUCAGAACUUUCACAGGCUGAACCACCUGUUUCAUUAAUAGAUGAUUCGAAAAUAAUGUCUGAAGUUUCUGCUGCCGGUGAUACAGAAGAAAUUAAUGAUAAGCCGAAAGAUGAACCGACUAAAUUGGAUGACUUGGACGAUUUAGUUCUAGGGUCAGCUAGUAAACCUGGUAAUUUAGAAUUAGAAGGGUUAGCUAACACGCAUGAAGGACACUCAAUUCCAUCGCAAAAUAUCGAUACGACAGCUCUAAAUUCAUCGUACCAGUAUGAAUACUCUGGUCAAUAUAAUUAUGGAUAUGAGCAUUGGGGUUCAAAUGAUGAAAAUUCUCGGUAUCAAGGGUAUGAUCCUAAUCUUCAAACUGGAGACGUUACGACUGGUUCGGAACAAGUGAAUUAUCAGUAUCAAGGAUAUGAUGCUAGUCAAACUUCAAGAGGCACUACGACUGAAACCGAUCUCGCUAAUUAUCAAUAUAAUGAAUAUGACACAAAUCAAACCGCUGCAGAGCCUAUCACUGAAAAGGAACAGAUUUUGUAUCAAUCUUAUGACACGAGUCAAGCAGGAUUUGAUAAUACCGUUGCUACAAACUAUCAAUAUCCUGCAUAUGAAACUAAUCAGUCCGCUGCGAUAGAAACUGUCGCCGAAGCAGAUCAAUCAAAUUAUCAAUAUCUAGGCUACAAUAUGGGAGAAAUUGCUGUUGAUGGUACAGAUGGACAGGGACAAUUUAAUUAUCCGUACCAAGAACAUGAGACUGGUCAAGCUACAAUAGACAAUAAUGAUGAGACAAGUCAAGCUAAUUACCAAUAUACAAGUUAUGAUGCAAGUCAAAUUAAUCAUCAAGCGACAAGUCAACCCACAGUGGACAACAAGGUUGAAACGGAACAAUCUAAUUAUUAUCAAGGAUAUCAACACGUUCCUUCUCAUCCUUCACAAACGUCUCCUCCCCCGAUGUCUCCAUCUCCAAAAGGAUCAAUCUUAAUAUCCUGCCCAUAUCCUCAAUGCGGGGGAGAGAAUAAAAGUACCGCUAAAUUUUGUUCAGAUUGCGGGAAGCAAAUUAACAGUAAUGUAAUGCGCUCAAUAAUUCCUGCAGUUGGCAUCUCUGAAGUGAUGACCACUGAGAUUUACAAUAAUGCGAAUGCUUAUUCCGAACAAUAUUCAGCAUCAUCGUUUGCUUCAUACGGUAAUCAUGACACACAAUACCUAGAAAGGGAUUCUGGUGUCUCAUUGGAUCCGCUACAAUCAGACUAUCAACAAUAUUAUGGUACUGAUGAUGUGAAUGCUGUAAAUGAUCCUUUGGGAAGAACUAAGGGGUGCCGUCCUAUUAUUGCUUUUGGAUUUGGAGGAAAAAUGUUUACAAUGUUUCCAAGAACAGUUCAACGUUUCACUAGUACUGAUCAAAGUACACCCAUCACUAAAUCUGCACCUGGCGUUUUUUCUGUUCGUGUUCUCAAAGACAUCAUUCCUGUAUCAGACAUUACCGAUUUUCCAGGUCCUUUGCUUAUGGAUAAUAACAGAGGUGGAAUAAAGGCUAAAAGGAAAAGUGUAUUAAAAUAUUUAGAUGAUCAAAUUCAAGUAACAGAAACGAAAUUAAGUUCCUUUAACGGAGAAGAAAUUGAAAAGAAGGAAUUAGAAAUGAUUAUUAUUGUCUGGAAUUUAUUUAAAAUAAUGUUCGAGAAUGACGGCAUGUUAAUUGGAAGUUCAAAAGUUGAAGAACUUGUUCGUAACAUUUUAGUUCCUUUCGCAUCUAAAAGCGACAAUGAUGAAGUAAACUUUACAGUUCCUGCAGAUACAAGUUUUGAAGAUUUAUCACAAACACCAGAAUCGACUUCACUCACGUAUUCUGUUUCAUCUAAAGCUGUCGACAAAUUACAAGAACUAUUGUUGAAAGGAGAUCGUGUUGUAGCAAUAAAUCAUGCAAUGAAUGAAAAUUUGUGGGCACAUGCAUUGAUAAUUGCCAGUUGUGUCAAUAAGGAUUUAUGGAAAGAGGUUGUUACCGGGUUUAUAAAACGUGAAAUGGGAACUCAAAAAGGAGAAGCCUUAGAGUCAAAUGGAAGAGAAAGUUUAAGAGUGUUAUAUUCUUUGUUUGCUGGUCAAGGACAGAAUGCAGCUAAGGAAUUCCUUCCGUAUAGUAAUUUACUUAAUCGUAUUACUCAAUCACCAGCUGCAGCAAUGAUUCCUACGUUACCAAAUACUUCACAUUAUAGCUCUAAUCCCAAUGUUCCAUAUGGUGGUGCGUCAAUUUCAACGUCACACUCAUCCUCAUCAGCUCGUGAUGUUCCACUUGAUAGUUUAGUAAAAUGGCGAGAAACAAUAGCAAUGAUCUUGGCUAAUCGAACACCGGGAGAUAAUCAGGUGAUUUCUGCUCUCGGAGAUAUGCUUAAAGAAUGUGGUUGGGUUCAUGCUGCACACAUCUGUUAUAUGUUAUCCCCAACGGUGUCUAUUAUAUCUGGCUCUGACGCACCGAAUGUUCGUUUCACACUAUUAGGCAUGGAUUACACACAUAAUCUGUCCAUAAGUAAUUUUCAUAAUUGGCAGUCCUUGCGUAUGACUGAGAUAUAUGAAUUUGGACUUUCAUUGAAUAGUAAUGAUGGUGGAUUACCUCACCUACAGGCAUACAAACUACUUUAUGCAUGGUGGUUGGCCGAUUGUGGAUAUUUGAAUGAAUCUAGAAGAUAUUGCGAAUCCAUUGCAAACAUUGUAAAGGUAUAUACCAAAGGUUCACCGUAUUUCCACGGCUGCUUCUUACAAAAAUUGAAGGAUUUAACACAACGGUUGCUCGAACACGGAGGAAAUAAUAAUGGGCAAGUGAACUUGAUAUAA
Funneliformis caledonium is the source of this 4077-nucleotide messenger RNA. The record is from the annotation of a GenBank genome assembly. Lineage: Eukaryota; Fungi; Glomeromycota; Glomeromycetes; Glomerales; Glomeraceae.